Chrysoperla carnea is the source of this 1593-nucleotide messenger RNA. Its product is annotated as cytochrome P450 4C1-like. The record is from RefSeq and is a predicted model, not a curated record. Lineage: Eukaryota; Metazoa; Arthropoda; Insecta; Neuroptera; Chrysopidae. Gene Ontology annotation, molecular function: heme binding; iron ion binding; oxidoreductase activity, acting on paired donors, with incorporation or reduction of molecular oxygen. The transcript is spliced from 8 exons. The annotation marks the transcript as partial.
GUUUUACUAGUUUAGUGGAUUUUAGUAAAUUGCUAUUAUAUUAUUAUAGAUGCAACAAUGCUUGAACAAUGUAUUGCAACUAUAGAAAUAUUAGCCUGUACAGGCGUUUUAUUAUUAGUGGGAAAAGCCAUUCUUAAAAUUUAUGCAUGGUCGAAAAUGUUCAUGAUUUUGAGACAAGUUCCUGGUCCUAAAGGUCAUUGGCUUUACGGUAAUGCUGCACAAUAUCUAUCUAAAGAAAAAUUUUUUUAUUACUCUGCAAAAUGGCGAGAACAGUUUAAAGACUUCCACAAGACUUCGAUAUUGUUUCAUCCAUUAAUUAUAAUGCAGUCUCCAGAAGCAGUACAGGCCAUUAUAUCCAAAAUGAAGCACAACAAAAAAGGAUUUAUCUAUGAAGGACUAAAACCACUUUUAGGGGAAGGAUUAAUUACUAGUUUAGGUUCAAAAUGGCAUACACACAGACGACUUGUCACACCAACAUUUCAUUUCAAUAUCUUAGAAAGUUUUCUUAAAGUUUUUAUUGAACGUACAAAUGGUAUGAUGGAUCAAUUGCGUACACUAUCUGAAACUGAAAAUUUUGUUGACAUUAGUCCAUUUACUCAAAGACUUACGUUAGAUUUUAUUUGCGAAACUGCAAUGGGUACCCCAAUUAAAUCAGAAGGAUCCAAACAAGCUGAAAUUGUAUCUGCUAUGCACAAAUUGGAAGAAAUUGGCAUAUAUCGUAUGAUACGUCCAUGGUUGUUAUUUGAUUUCAUAUUUCGUUUUACAAUGAAAUAUCGUGAACAAAAUAAAUAUAAAAAUAUUUUACAUACAUUUACUGAUGAAGUUAUUCAAGAGCGUCGUAACGCAUUAAAAAGUAAAAAAAAUAAUGAUGAACAAAAUGCUGAUUAUGAGGAUGAAGUACAUAAAGGCAAACGUAAAGCCAUAUUUAUGGAUUUGUUAAUAUUAAGUUCUGAAAAUGGUGAACUUUUAACAAAUCAAGAUAUUCGUGAAGAAGUUAAUACAUUUAUGUUUGCUGGUCAAAACACAACACAAUUAGCCAUUAAUUUUUGUUUAUAUCUACUUGGAGAGAAUCCAAGUAUUCAAGAUCAAGUUCAUGAAGAGUUAAGCGCUAUAUUUGAUGGCUCAGAUCGAGAUCCAACAAUGGACGAUUUAAAGAAUAUGAAGUAUCUUGAACGGUGUAUAAAAGAAGCGUUGCGUUUAUUCCCAAGUGUUCCAGUAAUUGCACGUCAAUUAACUGAUGAAGAAAAUAUUGAUGGUUAUCGUUUACCCAUUGGUGCUGACAUACUUAUUGUACCAUAUGUGUUACAUAGAGAUCCUGUACAAUUCCCAAAUCCAGAAGCUUUUGAUCCUGACAAUUUCUUACCGGAAAGAGUUAGCAAAAGACAUCCAUAUUCAUACAUACCAUUUAGUGCUGGUCCAAGAAAUUGUAUAGGGCAAAAAUUUGCACAAUUAGCAGUAAAAACAGUAGUUUCAACAAUUUUACGACAAUAUUAUAUAGAAUCACGUGACAAACGAGAAGAUUUAAUUGUAGUGCCGAAUACGGUGUUAGUUCCAAAGAAAGGAAUUAAAAUAAAGUUACAUACGAAAAAUAAU